This is a messenger RNA of Rhincodon typus (whale shark), 1447 nucleotides long. It is a transcript of the gene bloc1s3, whose product is annotated as biogenesis of lysosomal organelles complex-1, subunit 3. NCBI's taxonomy places the organism in Eukaryota, Metazoa, Chordata, Chondrichthyes, Orectolobiformes, Rhincodontidae. The record is from RefSeq and is a predicted model, not a curated record. The transcript is spliced from 2 exons. The coding region runs from base 100 to 681 and encodes 193 amino acids. Gene Ontology annotation, cellular component: BLOC-1 complex.
CUUAUUUCUGUAUUAUCAGCUGCCAUCAGCCUUUCUCUCUCUUUGUUCCUACUAGGUCUGGAUCCAAAGACUAUGGAAAGUUCCAGGUGAGCAAAAAAAAUGACUUCCACACAAUAUCAGACCAUUAUUCAGGGAGAGGCAUCUGAGACAGACUCGGAGGAGGAGUUGUAUCUAACAUCCUCCGCACCGGCAGCUAUCUUGCAGACUGGAACCAAAGUGGCUGGUGAAGCAUCGGAAACUGAAGAGGAGGAGGAAGACUGUGCAACAGCGGUGCACGAUAUCCAGCAGGCCAUUCAGCGUGGCCUGCCACCGCUGAUAGUGAUCCGGGAGGAGCAGUCAGACAUCCUGACAGCGGUAGAGGAGAAACCAGCUGUGAAGAUUCGCCACCAAGGGCGUUAUAGUACCUUAUUGCAACAGAAGCUGAGGGAAAGUAAUGGGCGUCUUCACCAGAAUGUGGAACAGGCAGUGAAGCAGAUGUAUGAGAGUGCAACCAAGGAGAUCCGAAUCGCCACCAGCCACCUGAGCAACACCCAGAACGGGAUAAUUAAUGCAUCGCACAGUAUUCGCUUAAUUUUGGAUGAUCUGAGAUCUGUGACAGAAAAGAUGGAUAUAAUCACAAGCUGUAAUUUACUCCCUGACGUCCAGAUCCCCCCCACAGCAACUAGGCUAGCGCAAGUUUGAGCUUGUUUGUACAGAUAGUUGAAGUCUUAGUGCAGAUUGAAUCCCCAGGCCUUUUAAAGAACCGAGUGUUUCAGGAAAAUUUAAAACUCUGACUAAUACAGCAAUUUGUUUGAUUGUAGAAGUGGCUCAAGUCAAUGUUAGAACCACUUCAAGAGGGAUUAAUGUAGGCUGAACUCAGGAAGUCUGUUAGAAUUUAACUUGUAUCAUCUUGCUACCUGCCACUGACUGUCAUGUUUCCUGCCUACUUGUGGUAUGAUUCUAGGACUUUGUGAGUAUAGGGUUUAAUUUAUACCAGUGUUAUCAUUGGGCUCAUUUACUAUGUUGUACUAAUACACCAAAGGUUGGAAAACCUCCAGUUUACAUCACAGUUAUCUCAAAUCUCAGAUCAUGAUCUUGAAUCAUCACCUAAAAUGGUUCCUAGUUCUCAUUAUUACUACAUACUAGUAAUUAUCUGAAUAUGUUAUAGUUCAAAGCAUGUUUUGAAUGGCCAGCAUCUUUAGGUGUUGUUUCUGCAGGUUAAGACGGAAAAAGUUAACACCCUCUCUAUUAUGUUUAACUGACAAGCUGUGAGACAGCUGUGCAGUAGGUUUAACUGCAGGUCUACUGAUUAAAUAUUAUCGAGUCCUAGACUGAUUUGUCACAGAAAGAGAAUUAAUGUUAUGUCAUAAUGGAUAUUCUCUGUGAUAUUAUGAAAUGAACUGGAACCGCCUUCAUAUAAUUGUUUAAAAGAUUCUCAAUAUUACCAGUAAAACAAUUUUGCACUUUU